GGGCGGGUGGGCGGAGAGCGCGGAGGGGCGAGGCCCGGCUACAGGGGCCGCUCUGCCCAGAAGGAGCCCGCGCCCCGCUCCGCCUUGCAGCCCCACGCCCUGAGCAUCUCCCCGGAGGAACAGAGACAAAGGAGGAUUCAUGUCCAAAGGGCUCCCAGAGGCCAGGACGGACGCAGCCAUGUCAGAGCUGGUGCCUGAGCCCAGGCCUAAGCCGGCAGUGCCCAUGAAACCCGUCAGCAUCAACUCAAACCUGCUGGGCUACAUUGGCAUUGACACCAUCAUUGAGCAGAUGCGCAAGAAGACCAUGAAGACUGGUUUCGACUUCAACAUCAUGGUGGUCGGUCAGAGCGGACUGGGCAAGUCAACGCUGGUCAACACGCUCUUCAAAUCCCAGGUGAGCCGAAAGGCCUCCAGCUGGAACCGAGAGGAAAAGAUUCCCAAGACGGUGGAGAUCAAAGCUAUUGGGCAUGUGAUAGAGGAAGGCGGGGUCAAAAUGAAGCUGACCGUCAUCGACACCCCGGGCUUUGGAGACCAGAUCAACAAUGAAAACUGCUGGGAGCCCAUUGAGAAGUACAUCAAUGAACAGUAUGAGAAGUUCCUGAAGGAGGAGGUCAACAUCGCCAGGAAGAAACGCAUCCCGGACACGCGUGUCCAUUGCUGCCUCUACUUCAUCUCCCCCACGGGGCACUCCUUGCGACCUCUCGAUCUGGAGUUCAUGAAGCACCUCAGCAAAGUUGUGAACAUCAUCCCCGUCAUUGCUAAGGCUGACACCAUGACCCUGGAGGAGAAGUCUGAAUUCAAGCAAAGGGUUCGAAAGGAGCUCGAAGUGAAUGGCAUUGAGUUCUACCCCCAGAAGGAAUUUGAUGAGGAUUUGGAGGACAAGACGGAGAAUGACAAAAUCCGGCAGGAGAGCAUGCCUUUCGCUGUGGUGGGAAGCGACAAGGAGUACCAAGUGAAUGGCAAGCGAGUCCUCGGCAGAAAAACUCCCUGGGGGAUCAUUGAAGUGGAAAACCUCAACCACUGUGAGUUUGCCUUGCUUCGAGACUUUGUCAUCAGGACCCACCUCCAGGAUCUCAAGGAAGUGACACACAACAUCCACUACGAGACCUACAGGGCCAAGCGGCUCAAUGACAAUGGAGGCCUCCCUCCGGGAGAAGGCCUCCUGGGCACUGUCCUUCCACCUGUGCCAGCCACCCCCUGCCCCACUGCUGAAUGAAGGCCAUUUCAAGCGCUGCUUCUCCCUCCAUUCCUCCCAGCUGUUAUUGCUGCAGGGCUAUGCCCUUUUUAGAGCUGUCCUUGCCCAGCCCACCACCACCACAGCCCCUCUCAGCUCUCAGCAGGUCGGAGGGCCCAGCUAUCUCUUUAGGACAGUUGCUUCCCCCCUGUAUCCAAACCACCCCCCCCCCAGUGGAAUGGGGUUCUCGCCAGCACGGCCCUCGUCCAUCGUCUGUGUCAGCCGGUCCCAACCCAUCCGUAGGGGGAAAGAACUCAUCAAGAGCUCCUUCUACCCUUGCAAACCCAUACCAGCUACUUGUAACCAUCUCCAAGGGGAAAUGGCAUUGCUCCCUGUCCAUUCAUCUGCAUGAGCUACUCUUGGCUUCCUUCAAGGGUCAAGAAAGCAACUUUUCUGCUUGUCAGAUUUGUUGAGGUCAGCCGUGUGAGCCCCAGUGUGGGACAAGGGUGUCUCCUUCAUUGCUUAAAGUUUAUUUCUAAUGAUGGGUCACUACAGAUGUGGGGGAGCCAGGCCUAGGGUCACUUUAAAAAAAAUAGCCAUUUGUGGCUGGCCCCAGAGUUCAGCUUCAUGCCCUCCCCACCCUGUAAUGCAUCCGCUUAGAAAGAGUGGUUUUCCUGAAGAGACGUUUCUGGAAUUGACUUCCUUACUCUCAAACUUAAAAAAAGAACUAAACACAGACACGAAACUCCAGAAACCCAUGGGAUGUGAACUCUAGGAAGAAAAAAAAGCACGCUUCUGUCCACUUAGCAAUAAGAGGGAUCUCUUCCCACCUACUCUGACUACUCCUGCCCCAACCUCCACCCUGCUAAUGUGAGUAAUGAAUUAGCCUGGCCACAGUUGGUCACUGUAGGCUAGUGGAAAAUACCCAGUGGAGGGCAAAGCCCCCCAUCAGAUGCAUGAAUGUUUGCGAAUGUUGGCUGCCACUGCCCCACAUACUGUGUCUGUAUGGGAUUCUCCCUCCCCCGCUCCCCCUUUCCCCCACUGUCUCCACCUGGACACUACUUUCUCAAAGGCUGGUGACUUGUGGGCCAUUCAUCUACAACUGAGUCCUGAUGGAGCAAGAGGCCCAAGCCUAGGGGAUGCAAGAACGACCCAUUUCUUAAAUGUUACCAGUCCCAGCCAACUUUUGGGUGACAUUAUGGUUAAAUUUCCCAAUUGAAAACAAGCCAACAGACCCUAAAACUGGUUGUGUAAAUGUUGCUAGACUUUAUGUGUUGUACAACUAAACAUUGCUGUUGGAACA
Molecule: messenger RNA, 2477 nt
Organism: Odobenus rosmarus divergens (Pacific walrus)
Lineage: Eukaryota; Metazoa; Chordata; Mammalia; Carnivora; Odobenidae
Product: septin 3
Exons: 11
Coding region: 140-1216 (358 amino acids)
Biological process (GO): cytoskeleton-dependent cytokinesis
Cellular component (GO): microtubule cytoskeleton; cell division site; septin complex
Molecular function (GO): molecular adaptor activity; GTP binding; GTPase activity
Source: RefSeq, a predicted model, not a curated record